UCCCCCAUCAAGAAAGUACACCAGAUUUCCCUUCUAGCUGCAAACCCUGUCUUGCUAGUGCUACUUUCACUCAUGAUGAGUUGGACGGUGAAGACUUUGGUGCUCCCCAUGGUGCUGCUGUGCGUGUGGCGGCUGCAGGAAGAAGCAGAAGCCUGCAGGUGUUUUCAAGAGCAUCCACAAACGGCGUUUUGCAAAGCAGACAUUGUCAUCAAGGCUAAGGUGCUUGGAAUGGAGCUUCUUUCUGAACAUGAACGCAAAUAUCUCAUCAAGCAGACUAAGAUGUUCAAGGGAGAUCACAGGGAUAUUGAUGGUGUCUACACUGCAGUGUCUCCUUCGGCCUGUGGAGUAACUUUGACCAUUGGUGUAGAAUAUCUUCUCUCAGGUGGACUGACUCCCCAAGGGUUGCUGCAUGUCAUCUCCUGCGGCUUCACCAAACCCUGGAACAGCCUGACCGCCAACCAGAAAAGCAACCUGGUACACAACUACAUAAAAGGCUGCAAUUGCAAAAUCACACUCUGCCACACCCCCCCAUGCCGCCGCAGAAGACCGUUUGAGUGCAGGUGGAUUACGUUUGUGAGCAACGGGGGCAAUCUACCACGGGCCGAACAUUUUUCUUGUCUGAAACAUGAUGGCUCUUGUGGUUGGGUCUGGGGGAUCCACUGAGCCAAAUAAGGCUAUCAAGGACGCUAAAGGUCAAACUCCCAUGCAGAAGAUGUCUAAUAAAUACAAGAAAACGA
This is a messenger RNA of Doryrhamphus excisus (bluestripe pipefish), 737 nucleotides long. NCBI's taxonomy places the organism in Eukaryota, Metazoa, Chordata, Actinopteri, Syngnathiformes, Syngnathidae. The record is from RefSeq and is a predicted model, not a curated record.